AUAGACUGCUGGUCCCUGAUGGCUUUUACUAUAUACUGACACAGUUUAUAAUGGCAUCCAAAGUUGAAAAGACUCAGGCUUUGCAACAGUGUUUUAGCACAGAGUCUCUCAUUUCCAGCCUUGGUUUGGGGAUCUUUUGCCUAGUAGCUGACAGACUUCUCCGGUUUUCGAUAAUUCACCAAAACGAUUGGCUUCGUGCCCUCUCAGAUAACAUAGUACAUGGCGUGAUUGGCAUGUGGUCAUGGGCAGUUGUCACUGGAAUCAAGAAGAAGGCUGACUUUGGAGAAGUUCUCUUAGCUGGGUUUUUAGCCUCUGUUAUUGAUAUCGACCAUUUUUUUCUCGCCCGAUCCCUAUCUUUAAAGGCUGCCCUGACCCUUCCGAGAAGACCUUUCCUGCACUGUUCCACCGUGAUCCCCGUCGCAGUUGUGAGUGUGAAGAUCGCCAUGCACUUGCUCAGGCUCAGAGACUCAUGGUGCUUCCUGCCGUGGAUGUUAUUCAUUUCCUGGGCUUCGCACCAUAUCCGAGAUGGAAUUCGUCAUGGCCUGUGGAUAUGCCCAUUUGGGAAAACUUCUCCUUUGCCCUUCUGGCUUUAUGUGAUAACCACAUUAUCCUUACCACAUAUGUGUUCAUUCCUCAUGUAUUUAACAGGGACCAGGCAAAUGAUGUCUUCAAAACACAGGAUGCGUAUUGAUGUCUGAGGUAGAUGACCAUAUGGCCCUAAGGAUAGGAAAUAAAUAGAUCACAUGAAGGUAAAGAAAGACAGCCAGUGUUCAAGUGAAAUUGUUUUUGUUUCUGUUGAGACAGGGUCUCUCUGUGCAGCCCUGGCUAUUCUAGAACUCCCUCUGAAGAUGAGGCUGGCCUCAAGCUCAGAGACCCACCUGCUUCUGCUGGGAUUAAAGGCCUGCGCCACCACCACCGGGCCUCAAGUGAAAUUUGUAAAGCCCAGUUAGGUACUUUAUUUAGUUUUUAUAAUUCUCGGCCCUCUUGCUCAGGACUCACGCCCAGUGCUUGCCCUUCCCUCUCACGUGUCCAUCUAGUGCAGUAUUGGGUUUGCCCUCAUCUCAUGGAUGCUGCUUUAUCUGACUUACUGGUUUUGUCACGUUAAUAUCGAUUGAAUUGUCUGGAAGUCUCUCUUCAAAACCAAUCCUUUUCCUGAUCAAAAACCUCAAAAUUUAGGGUGACUGGUUUAUAGAAAACUCACAUUAUAUUUGGAUUCACAUUUUCCUGAGAUACCAAAAUAGUGGAGUGGGCAGAAUAAAUCAUACCGUGAUGAGAGGUAUGAUGAGAGCUGACAGUCAUUUCAUAGAUGUUAUGUUGAUCCUGACGGAGGCAAUAAUCUUAAAUGUCUUGUGCACAGUGAUUAUUGGCAAAAAUCUAUCUAAAAUAAUAGUUACUAUUUUAAAUAAUAAAAUCUAAGUUAUGAUUUCAGAAAUCAAUUUAGGAAGUAAUUGUUAUCACAUGUUACCUAUAAUCACAUUCACUGAAACUUAUGAGUGUUGGGGUAGGGAUGGGGACCAGUGUCUUUGCCCAGGAAUCUCGUGUUAGAAUUUUCACUAAUUCAAAAAACAUAACUGAAAGCUUAAAAAAUAUUUAUUAACAAAGAGCAUUGAUAAAAUCAUAUCUGGGUCAUCACUGAACUUAUAUAGAAACAGUUCUGAGUAAUGUCGUCUUUUCAGAUGCGGAUUCCUGGCAGUCACUGACAUCGCAAUAGUUGUGAGGCGGUUACAAGCUAGUCUAAAGGACUGUGUGAAAUGAUUUUCUAAAAAUCUUCUCUGUACUGAGAACUGAAGCGUUGUCAAGGCAAAGUAGUUUUUGGAAAUCUUGCUUUUUCUUUUGGUCUUUCAGAUUCCACUGUCAAAAUGAUUUACCUUUGCUAGAGAAGGAAGUGCAUUGCUGUAAAUUCUACAUUUGCAGUUUGAUACUCCCGUGGUCUACCCAAGAGGCUCCUCUCUGUCUUUGUGGCAUAUGUGAUUCCUGUUUUCUUCAGAUUUGGUGUUACACUUGUGAUUUGUAAUGGUACAACUGUGUGCCUUAUUCUCUGAGGAAAAGUAGACGACUAGGAGCAUGGCGUUUGGAACCAGGCUUCUGGCUUUACAGAGAGUUCUGUACAUUGUUAGAAGGGUUCAUGAUCUUUGGAGAGUAUUUUUCUUAUUGUUAAAUUAAAUUCUUUGCAAUCUGUUACUUUA
Molecule: messenger RNA, 2186 nt
Organism: Phodopus roborovskii (desert hamster)
Lineage: Eukaryota; Metazoa; Chordata; Mammalia; Rodentia; Cricetidae
Gene: Tmem267
Product: transmembrane protein 267
Exons: 2
Coding region: 51-698 (215 amino acids)
Source: RefSeq, a predicted model, not a curated record